UCUCAUUGUUUGCGUCACGUGAUAUCAAUUCCACCUUGAACUAUGCACUCUGGCAGGUAGCUGCCGUUACUCAAGCUAACAACACCACCCUCGCCAUCCAUACCGAAUAACCCUCCCUUAAAUCACAAUCCGUCAAAAUGGCCGACGUGGAAAUGGACGUUGAUGUUGAGGCGGGCUCUCCCCCUCCCCCCGCGCGAAACGAAUCCGACAUGCAAACACACACCAAAGCCACAGCCGUCCGCUCCAUCGAAGGCUGGAUCAUCGUCGUAACAAACGUCCACGAAGAAGCAGACGAAGAAGCCCUACAAGAUCUUUUCGGAGAGUACGGCGAGAUAAAGAACAUGCACCUGAAUCUCGACCGAAGAAGCGGUUACGUGAAGGUAAGCGCAGCACGCGAAACAUGGGCGGAUUAGAUUGGAUCGCUGAUACAGUGGUGUUUAGGGAUACGCGCUGAUUGAGUAC
Molecule: messenger RNA, 462 nt
Organism: Fusarium redolens
Lineage: Eukaryota; Fungi; Ascomycota; Sordariomycetes; Hypocreales; Nectriaceae
Exons: 1
Coding region: 138-413 (91 amino acids)
Biological process (GO): RNA splicing
Cellular component (GO): nucleus; exon-exon junction complex; cytoplasm
Molecular function (GO): mRNA binding
Source: RefSeq, a predicted model, not a curated record